Molecule: messenger RNA, 807 nt
Organism: Diaporthe citri
Lineage: Eukaryota; Fungi; Ascomycota; Sordariomycetes; Diaporthales; Diaporthaceae
Exons: 2
Coding region: 1-807 (268 amino acids)
Molecular function (GO): methyltransferase activity
Source: RefSeq, a predicted model, not a curated record
AUGGCAUAUCAGAACAAAGCCCUGGCCAGCGACGACCCCAACGUGUUAGCAUUGUACGAGUACCGCACCGCCAAGGACUACGCUGCCUACCUCCUCCCACACCUGAAGCCAGACUUCCACGUCCUCGAUGUCGGGUGCGGGCCCGGCGGCAUGACGCACGACUUCUCGCUCCUCGUGCCGCAGGGCAAGGUCGUCGGCAUCGACGUGUCGCCGGACAUCGUGGCACAGGCUGCCGCGAAGUACCACGAGCCCAACCUCUCGUUCGAGGUCGGGGACGCCUACGAGCUGUCACAAUUUGCUGACGCCAGUUUCGAUGUGAUCCAUGCCCACGCCUUGUUCAUGCACCUCACCGACCCUGUCAAGGUGUUCAAGGCCAUGUACCGCGUGGUGAAGCCCGGUGGGAUCGUGGCGUCGAGGGAUGGCUCCGGCCGGGGGAUUAUCGCUGUCCAUCCAGAUCGGCCCCCUUUCACGGCGUUGAUGACCGAGGCCUCGCCGGCGCAGCUGAGAUGCCUUGAGGCGAUGGGGUCUUGGACCAAGGCCGGCGUGUAUAAAGAGAAAUGGGCCAGGGAGGCCGGGUUCGGUGCGGAUGGGGGAAGGAUAGAGGUAGCCGCGAGUCUGGAGCAUGUGACCAGGGAGUGGAACGGCUUCAAGGGCACCGUUGGGGAUCGCGCCGUUGAGCUGGGUGUUGUUACGAGAGAGCAGGUUGAGCGCUGGACGGAGAUCUGGAGUGAAUGGCUUAAAUUGGAAGAUCGCUUCCAGAAGAGGGAAUUUGUCGAUACCUUAUGUUUCAAGGGGGAAGCGGCCUGA